CUGUGAGCCGCGGGGACCCCACUCGCCCGCACCCACGCGCCACGGGUGCACCCCCGCGUGCGCCUCGUACACCCACCCCCAACACCCCGGGUUCAGCCCCGCGUACGCCCCGUACACCCAGCCCCCCCCCGUACCCCGUGGGUACAGCCCCAUGCGCACCUACGCCCCCGGGUCACCCAGCAGUCCCACUCAGGCCCCUGCUGCAGCACCCACGGGGGGGCUGCCCCGGCCUGGGAGACUUUGCACCCUGGGACUCAGAGCAGGGCCUUCCCUCCCCCGCCAUGUCUCGAUGCAGACCCCAGAGGGGGCCUGAGCCCCCCACGGGGGCCACGGACACUAGUGGGUGUGAUGUGGACAAAGGGCUGGUGCCCACACCCCUGCGGCGCGAGCCCCGCUCAGCACCAACUCGCUUUCAGCAGAGCACCCGGCUCUCACCUCCCUGUUUGUUCUAGGUUUCCCUUAGUCCUGAGCUUGACCAAAGCCAUGCUUAGGCUCCGCUUACUAACGUGGGACGUGAAGGACACACUGCUGCGGCUGCGGCAGCCGGUGGGGGAGAGUUACGCGGCCGAGGCCCGGGCUCACGGGGUCCAGGUGCAGCCGGAGGCUCUCAGUCGGUCUUUCCAGGAGGCUUAUGGAGCCCAGAGCCGGCACUUCCCCAACUACGGCCGAGGCCAGGGCCUCAGCUCCCAGCAGUGGUGGGUCGACGUUGUGAAGCAGACCUUCAGGCUCUCGGGUGUGCACGAAGAUGGAGUCCUGACGCUGAUAGCGGAAAAACUCUACCGUGACUUCUGCAGCGCCCAGAACUGGGAGGUGCUGCCGGGAGCCGGCGAGACCCUGAGCCGCUGCUGCCAGCGUGGCUUCCGCAUGGGGGUCGUCUCCAACUUCGAUAACCGGCUGGAAAACGUCCUCUCCCAGUGCAACCUGCGGCACCACUUUGAAUUUGUCCUCACCUCCGAGGAUGUGGGCUUCGCCAAGCCGGACAGGAGGAUCUUUGAGAAAGCGCUGCGCCUCAGCGGGGUCCUGCCGGAGCAGGCAGCUCACGUGGGGGACAGCUACACCCAGGAUUACAGGGCAGCCCGAGCCGUGGGCAUGCACAGCUUUCUGCUCUGGGCUGCCAGACGGGGUGAGGAGCCAGAGGUGCCCCCUGAGCAUGUCCUGCCCACACUCACCCACCUCCUGGCUCUUAUUGAGAAGGGGUAGCUGUGUUUUGGAGGAGGACCAGCGCUGCUGCUGAGCAGUGAACUGGUCCUGGCACGGGAUUUCUUGCUGCUGGUUGGGCAGGGAAACAAGCAAGCGCUUCUGUGCGCAGGGAGCAGUGCUGCCUGCAGAGCAGGAGGGGUGUUAAUGCAAUAAAAUGUAUCUGACACUCAGCAUUGCUGCUGAUGUCUUUCAUAGCUCUAAAAACACUAUGGAAGAGGGUCAGCGGUGGUGUCUUCCCCUAACAGAGCUGGGGACUGGGUCAGGCUGUACUUCAGAAGGCUCAUUCUGGCAGGAGGGAUGGAGGCAGACAUUGAGCUUUAUCCAUUCUCAGUCACCCCCCUGUGCAAGCGCAUCAGCAGAGCUGGGGUUGGUCCCGUCCCAGGGAAGGUCUGCCCAUGCACGGCACCCAGGAAACCCACACACGGGCCCUGCAUACCUCGGUGUACCCCAGGUUUGCCCCCUCACCAGCAUCCCCCCUUCCUGACAGCGGUGGCCAGGAGGCAGUUGCAGGCCUCCUGCUGUGGGCAAAACAGGCUGGAGUUGGGCAAUUUCACUUAAUUUCAUAUACUGCCAAUUAACAA
Molecule: messenger RNA, 1781 nt
Organism: Harpia harpyja (harpy eagle)
Lineage: Eukaryota; Metazoa; Chordata; Aves; Accipitriformes; Accipitridae
Gene: HDHD3
Product: haloacid dehalogenase like hydrolase domain containing 3
Exons: 1
Coding region: 349-1200 (283 amino acids)
Source: RefSeq, a predicted model, not a curated record